Messenger RNA from Lathyrus oleraceus (garden pea), 837 nucleotides. RefSeq lists its product as uncharacterized. NCBI's taxonomy places the organism in Eukaryota, Viridiplantae, Streptophyta, Magnoliopsida, Fabales, Fabaceae. Bases 1 to 837 code for a protein of 278 amino acids. The record is from RefSeq and is a predicted model, not a curated record. The transcript is spliced from 2 exons.
AUGAUGGAGGGGAUUUUGGCUACAUUGGUUCAAUUCAAUGAUCCAUUGUACCGAUGCUUUACCUUUCCAGAUUAUCAGCCUAUGCCUACCUUGGAGGAGUUUUCUCACUUGAUUGGCUUACUCAUCCAAGAUCAAGUUCCCUUUUUCGGUUUAGAAGAAAUUCUAAAGCAUCAAGACAUUGCAGAAGCUACUCAUUUAAAGAUGUCUGAGAUCAAAGCUAAUCUAAGUACAAAAGGAGGAAUUCUUGGCUUUCCUGCUAAAUUCUUCAUAGAGGAAGCUCGUUAUUUUGCUAGCAUGAAUAGUAUGGAUGCUUUUGAGGCUAUUCUUGAAUUUCUCAUCUAUGGAUUAUUCCUCUUCCCUAAUAUUGACGAUUUUGUUGACAUUAACGCUAUCAAAAUAUUCUUAAUUGGAAAUCCAAUACCUACCUUACUUGCCAAUGUUUACCAUUCAGUCCAUCUCAGGAAUUUUCAUAAGGGAGGAAUGAUCACAUGUUUUGUAAAUCUGCUCUACAAGUGGUUUAUUUCGCAUUUGCCUCGAUCUACUUCAUUUUGGGACCUUAAUGAUGAUUUGCUAUGGUCACAAAAGAUUAUGUCUCUCACUCAAUCUGACAUUGAUUGGUUUGAUUGCGCUUAUGAGGGGGUGACAAUUAUUGAUAGUUAUGCUGACGCGGAGAAACUCAAGAUUUCUUUGACUAGGGUGCAACGAGAAAGGGAUGCUUCGAAGAAUAAGUAUCAGAUUGUUCGCACAGAGAAUGAAGAACUUCAAAGACACUUGAACCAGAGGAAUGACGAAGAUCUUGUUAAUAAGAAAAGAAAGGUGCAAGAGCUCUUCCUCUAG